Cokeromyces recurvatus is the source of this 1329-nucleotide messenger RNA. Its product is annotated as Aldehyde/histidinol dehydrogenase. NCBI's taxonomy places the organism in Eukaryota, Fungi, Mucoromycota, Mucoromycetes, Mucorales, Mucoraceae. The transcript has 9 exons. Bases 1 to 1329 code for a protein of 442 amino acids. Gene Ontology annotation, molecular function: aldehyde dehydrogenase (NAD+) activity. The record is from RefSeq and is a predicted model, not a curated record. Gene Ontology annotation, biological process: aldehyde metabolic process. Gene Ontology annotation, cellular component: cytoplasm.
AUGUCAGAUAUUCUUCAUUAUAGCUCUCUGGAAAGUAUUCAAGAUCAUGUUAGUCAUGUCCGACAAAUAUUUCUUACUGGUAAACCUCGAGAUUUAAAAUGGCGUAAACUUCAACUUCAACGAUUAUAUGAUCUUGUGAGUGAAAAUGAGGAUAAGCUUUAUGAGGCAUUAUCCAAAGAUAUGAACAAGCCAUUAAAUGAAGCCAUGAGUGGCGACAUUGCACCGAUUCUUGAUGAAUGUCUUUAUUUUAUUGAUCAUCUUGACCAAUUGGCACAAGAUCGUAAGGUUGUUCCAAGAUCAAGUGUUAAUAAAAUGGAAAAAGUGAUUAUUCGUAGAGAUCCAGUGGGAGUUGUGCUUAUUAUAGGUUCUUGGAAUUAUCCUAUUCAGUUAUCAUUAGUACCUUUAGCAGGCGCUAUUGCUGCUGGUAAUUCAGUUAUCCUCAAACUUUCUGAAGUAGCACCUUAUACUGCAGCAGUUAUCACAGAAUUAUUUCCUAAAUAUCUGGAUACAAGUUGUUAUAGAAUUGUUAAUGGUGGUGUACAUGAAACAACUGCACUUUUAAAUGAAAAGUUUGAUCAUAUCUUUUAUACUGGUAAUAGUACAGUAGCCAAGAUCAUUAUGACAGCUGCUGCGAAACAUUUAACGCCUGUUACACUUGAAUUAGGUGGUAAAUCUCCUGCCAUUAUUACUCCUGAUGCUACAAAUAUUCCUUUGAUUGCAAAUCGAAUUGCCUUUGGUAAACUCUAUAAUUGUGGACAAAUUUGUAUCGCAGUUGACUAUGUUCUUUGUCCAAAGUCAAAAUUAAAUGAAUUUAUUACUUGUUUCAAACAAACUGUUAAGAAUUGGUAUGGAUCCAAUCCUCAAAAGUCCAAGGAUUAUGCACGUAUUGUAUCUGAUCAUCAUGUUGAACGUAUAAAGAAUAUGUUAAAUGCUCGUAAAAGUGGUGAUAUUGUCUUUGGAGGUGAAAUUGAUAAAGAAGAUCGAUAUAUUGCACCUACUUUAGUUGUCGAUGUUAAAGAGAAUGAUCCUAUUUUAAUGGGAGAUGAAAUAUUUGGACCUAUUUUACCUAUUAUUACAUAUCAAGAUGUAGAUGAAACUAUCAGAAUUAUUAAUAAGAGGGAGCCUCCUCUUGCACUUUAUAUCUUUUCAAAUCAACGAAAAAUAAUAGAAAAGGUCCUGAGAAAUACUCAAUCAGGUGGUGUUUGUGUAAAUGACUGUUUAAUGCACCAAGCAGAAUAUAGUAUACCAUUUGGUGGCGUAGGUGCUUCUGGAAUGGCAACAAAUGGAAUCCGCUCUUCGUGUUCGUUAUCCUCCUUACAACGAGCGUAA